CUCCACCCGCAAGACUCAAGAAGCUAGGCGUUGCGCCACUGGUUGACAAGAGCGCGCGCUCACGGUCCCCGACAGCAAGAGGUUGGAGUCGACGGUUGUUAUGGAUUUAAAUCACCUGUGUUGCGUCACCGAUUUUUAGACAUCUCUACACCUUCGCACCAAUUCCAGCCACAGGUAAAGCAUUCCUGGUCCAGCAGUUUCCCAGCUGUGAGUCUCGGAGCCAUGAAGAAGACUGUGGUAUACACCCACGUGCCUGGCAAGGAGAAACAAGUUGAUAUUAUCAACAUCAAGGGCAUCGAGGAUAUAGGAUAUGUCCAGCAGGAACCUAUACUCCUGAACUCACUCACACCAGAGGAGAACACACGAUGCCAGCACGGACUGUACUUCCAGGACGGGGAGAGGAGGGUGGACUACAUCCUUUCCUACCAGGUCAAAAAGCCCCACAGCUCGCACCGCCAGGCCUCCCGCCUCACAGACAACGCCCUCACACGCAGCCUGCGACGCGGCAGGGCACAUGCGCCCUCGUCCUCCUCGUCUGGCACCCGCGGAGGAGGUGACCUUGAGGCUGGAGCCCAGAACCAGGACCAGAACCAGGAUUGCCACGAGGAUGAUAAGAGGGUCAGGAGAGAAGAGUUUGAAGGCAACCUGAGAGAAAUGGGUCUGGAGCUGGAGAAGGAGGAGGAUAGCAGGACUCCUGGUAUUGGCUUCGUGAAGAUCCAUGCUCCAUGGAACAUCUUGUGUCGCGAGGCGGAAUUCAUGAAGCUAAAGAUGCCCACGAAAAAAGUGUAUGAGAUAAAGCAAGGCAGCAGUGUGUUGGAGAAGAUCAACACGUUGAUCAGCAAGGCCUCUGAACCUCUACACCCCAAUGUAGACGAGACCCAGACACACAACAUCAAGCACCUGUCCUAUACCUUCUCCAGGGAAAAGCAACACCUGUUUGAUCUGUCCGACAGAGACUCCUUCUUUGACAGUAAAACAAGAAGUUCCAUUGUUUUUGAAGUAUUAAAACGUACAAAAUGCACCAAGGCCAAGUAUAGUAUGGGCAUCACCAGUCUGCUAGGCCGCGGAGUCUACACUGCAGCCUACCCUCUGCAUGAUGGAGAUAUAGAAGGAGAUGCAGAGCCCAAUGACAGGAAGCUCUUGUAUGAGGAGUGGGCCAGUUACAGUGUAUUUUACAAGUACCAGCCCAUCGGCCUGGUCAGGAAGUAUUUUGGGGAGAAGAUCGGCCUGUACUUUGCCUGGCUGGGCCUCUACACCCAGAUGCUGAUUCCCGCCUCUGUGGUUGGUGUCAUUGUCUUCCUGUACGGCUGUGCCACCGUCAACGACAACAUUCCCAGCAUGGAGAUCUGCCACAGUAACAACAACAUCACCAUGUGCCCACUGUGUGACCAGGUGUGCAGCUACUGGGACCUGAGCACAGCCUGUGCCACAGCCAGGGCCAGCCAUCUUUUUGACAACCCCGCCACUGUCUUCUUCUCCAUCUUCAUGGCUCUCUGGGCGGCCAUGUUUAUGGAGCACUGGAAGAGGAGGCAGAUGAGGCUGAACUAUGAGUGGGACCUGACGGGCUUCGAGGAGGAGGAGGAAGCCCUCAAGGACCACCCACGGGCUGAGUAUGAGUUCUGUGUCAUGCAGAAGUCUCUGAGGAAAGAACACCAAACACAGAAGAAGUCCUGUGAGGUAGCUGAGGACCCAACAAACAAAUGGAAGCAGACAGUUCAGUGUGCCAUGGCAGGGCUGAAGCGGGCAGAGAAGGAGAAGCUAACGUGCAGAGACCGCUUUCCCGCCUACAUGACCAACAUUGUCAUGAUGCUUCUAAUGAUAGGGGUUACCUUUGCGAUCGUGUUCGGAGUGAUCCUGUAUCGUAUCUCCACCACGGCGGCACUUCAGAUCAGCCCCAACCCCAUCACGCGGUCCAAUGUGCGUCUGACCGUCAAGACUACAGCAGCCAUCAUCAACCUAGUGGUCAUCCUCAUCCUGGACGAGGUCUAUGGAGCUGUCGCCCGCUGGCUCACUGUGCUAGAGGUUCCAAAAACAGAUAAGAGCUUUGAGGAAAGGCUGAUCUUCAAAACCUUUAUUCUGAAGUUUGUCAACGCCUUCACCCCAAUCAUAUACAUUGCUUUCUUCAGAGGCAGGCUGGUUGGUCGCCCUGGGAGUUACCUUUAUGUGUUUGAAUCUUACCGUAUGGAGGAGUGUGCUCACGGAGGCUGUCUGAUGGAGCUGUGUAUUCAGCUCAGUAUCACCAUGUUGGGAAAACAGCUCAUACAGAACAAUUUGUUUGAGAUCGGCAUCCCCAAGCUGAAGAAGCUCAUCAGGUACAUCAAGUCCAAAAGGACAGCCUUCCAGGAGGAGGAGAGGGAGAUGAGGCUACAGCGCUAUGAGACAGACAACUUCCUGGAACCCUUUGCUGGCCUCACCCCGGAGUACAUGGAGAUGCUGAUUCAGUUUGGCUUUGUGACUCUGUUUGUGGCGUCCUUCCCUCUUGCGCCUCUCUUCGCUCUGCUCAACAACAUCAUCGAGAUUCGCCUAGACGCCAAGAAGUUUGUGGCCGAGUUGAGGAGACCGGUAGCGGCCCGGGCCAAAGACAUUGGAAUAUGGUACAACAUCCUCAGAGGAGUGGCCAAAGUAGCCGUCAUCAUUAACGCAUUUGUGAUCUCAUUCACCUCAGACUUCAUCCCUAGGCUUGUGUACCAGUAUAUGUACAGUCCAGACGGCUCCAUGCAUGGGUUUGUAAACCACACACUCUCCUACUUCAACGUCAGCCACUUCCAGGAAGGCAAGGAGCCCAGUGAUCCAGAGAACCACCAAGUGUAUAUCUGCAGGUAUAAAGACUACAGAGACCCCCCAUGGUCCUCCACACCUUAUGAGAUCUCCAAAGAGUUCUGGGCCGUGUUGGCAGUCAGACUGGCCUUUGUCAUCGUCUUCCAGAACGUGGUGAUGUUGAUGAGUGACAUUGUGGACUGGCUGAUACCAGACAUCCCCAAGGACAUCAGCCUUCAGAUCCACAAGGAGAAGAUCCUGAUGGUGGAGCUCUUCAUGAGGGAGGAGCAGGGCAAGAUGCAGGUGCUGGAACGCAUGACCCCUAGUGGCAGGAAGGACAAUGGCAGCAACAACCACAGUCCCCAGCCCCGCCCACGCUCCUUCCCACACAGCAACACUAAUAACUUCUAGUGGUUAGCUAGCAUGUUAACAUUUUAGCUAGACAGUUAGUUAGCUUGUUAGCUUAACAGCUUAUUAGCUUGACAGCUAUCUAACGUGUUAGCUAGACAGCUAGUUAGCAGAGGUUUCCGUCUUAAGCUCUGUGUCCUUAUCCUUGUCCAGACAUUCCAGUGAAUAGGAGAGGUGCUCCAACAGGGGAGUUGAGGUUGAUAUAGGAGAGCCUGUCCCAGUGCACACUGCCUUUUUUGUCAAUAAACUUUUCCAUAAGUUACAAACUGCCAAGCUAAGGCCCAGUUUAUACAGCUUUGCCUUUGAGGUCUAUCAUCAGGUUUUUCAUCGAGGGGUGGACCAUGUUCUAAAAAGGAGGAUGAACAAAAAGAGAGAGAAUGGUUGUUUCCACUUUCUAUUGCACAAAGUCGUUAUGAAUACUUUUGUAACAAUAUGUCUGGCAUCAAAGGUAUUUCUGUAUGUUGUUUAUUCUUCUCUUUAAGAAUGGUAAAGAGAAUUCUCUUUAUAUAGUACAUUUUACAUGAGACCUUUUUAGUAGUAACUUACAGUCACUGUGCAAAUAAACAUGUUCAGGCUUAUCUUUUUAGUAUUUUUUUUUUUAAAUCAAGUUUGAUGCUUUUAGUCAAGUUUAAUGCAAAGUUUUUCUUCAUGUAGCAAAUUUGUUCAGACAACUUUUCUUUCUAUAGGUUUUAUGAUUUGGGAUAAAAACAAUUUUUCUCUUGCAUCAAAUUGAUGAAAUCAUAAAAGGGGAUUAUAUCGGUUUGUGCAUAGAACAAAUUAUAGAUGGUUCUUUAUCUUAAUGGGUGAAAGUUUGUUUGUAUGUCAUUGAUAGCCUAUAUGAAUGUCCUAAUACAUUUAUCAAGCCAAUUUAGUAAAGUAGCAUCAAGACAACUCCUGUAAAUGUUUUUAUAGUUGAAUAAUUGUGUUUUAUAGCAUCAUGGUCUCCAGUAUUCUGCACUGAUCUAACACUUCCUGGCCAAAGUUUUCAGUGUCUUGCCAGAUACACAGACUCAAAUCAUGUUCAUGUUGUCUCAUUUCAUCCGUAUUCUUAAGCCCAUACAAUCAUAGAAAACAAUUUGCAUUAAAUAAGUCAGCUGUUUAUUGUUGUUUACUCAGCAACACCCUGAGUAGAUUUAGAUUCAGCAGACGCUCUUAUCCAGAGCGACUUACAGUAAGUACAGGGACAUUCCCCCCGAGGCAAGUAGGGUGAA
Molecule: messenger RNA, 4376 nt
Organism: Hypomesus transpacificus
Lineage: Eukaryota; Metazoa; Chordata; Actinopteri; Osmeriformes; Osmeridae
Product: anoctamin-1-like
Exons: 27
Coding region: 223-3168 (981 amino acids)
Biological process (GO): chloride transmembrane transport
Cellular component (GO): plasma membrane
Molecular function (GO): chloride channel activity; protein dimerization activity
Source: RefSeq, a predicted model, not a curated record